AUGUCUACCAUUCCUCAAACCCCCGUCGAGGCACGAUCACUGUCGUCGGUCACCAAUAUCGCAUCAAAUCCCCCCGCCUACCCGCGAAAUCCUACCCAUGAGAAGCACGAACCACUCUCUCUCUACAUUGUGCGCGUACCAGGAAGCAAAGACAUUUUCCUCUCACCUCUCAAACCACCGACGAAAUCCAGUGUCUCCGCUGAGGCUAUCAACGCCUCUCUUUACUACCUCCAUGUCGCGACUCCCGACGAUGAUACCCUGCUCAAGGAAGUGGAGGAAGAGCGCCAAGAGCAGGCCCAAUUACGCAAGGAGCGCCUCGAGAAAGCGGACGCCGAUGACCCAGCACAACGCGAGUUCGUGCGGUUGAACAAUUUGGUGGAGGAGGAGGGGACCCCAAACCCGAGCCUUUGCCGGCACCGCCUCAACAGGAUGCCACUGCUCCCCCCCGCCUUGCCUUCACGUCCAAUCCCUGUGCUGCAGGAUGAUAUUGCUUCUCCGGCCUUACCGCCACGUCCAAUUUUAGUGUCGCAGGAUUCCACUGCUUCUCCGACCUUGCCACCACGGCCAAUCCAUAUGCCGCAGGUUACUGCGGAGAAUGUAUCUUUUUCUGGGACUCCAGUCGCCAACAUACAGCCUCCUUUGAAUAAUAACAUCCCUGGAGGAGUAUCGGUAGAAUCGGGUGGUAAGAGCGGUGCGCCGCAGCGACCUUUGCCCCCCUUACCGCCUGGUGAAGAGCCAUGGGCCAAUUCCGCAACAGGCGAAGACCCGUCUAAAAGGACAUCCCGAUGGAGCGCAUUUACCGAACAAUUGCAAACCCGGGGAGAAAACUGGAAGGAGAAGUAUGAGGCAAAGUACGAGGCACUGUCGGCUGGCCGUCAUAGCCUUGACUCUUCUAGACCGCAUUUUCGGCCACGUUCUUCGCAUAACCGUACCGAAUCGCCAUUAGGAAGCCCGAGGCAAUCUCCUAACCGGCAUAGAAACGCACAUGGCAACCCUCCUAGCAAUGCUGGCUUUCAUAUCACGCUCAUUCGACGUGAUCCCACCUCUGGUACACAAUGGAAUGUGGCAACUAUAUCAACCCCCCGAAUGGACCGCAACACCGUCGAUAUCGAGAUCUCCACGCCGGGAUAUAAUAGGUUCGCGGGCUCAAAUGAAAUGCCUUCAUUAUCCAGCGUUGCAGGUAAUAUCCCGACGGGAAUUGGACGCCUACCCACCUCUGCCAUUGCCCAGUCCUUAGCCACCGAGCAACAAAAGCAGCAGCCAACCGGCCCACGCAAGUUCCACCGCCAACUCUGCGUAUCAAAGCCAUUCGACGAUUCUGUUGCCGCAGAUGGCAGCAACAGCCACACCCCAGAUGUCCUAUCCAAACUGAAAAGCGGUUAUUACGUCUUCACUUCUCCUUGGAAUGGCACAUGUACCUUUACAAACAGCGUGAACGGCCGAAGUCUCAAAUGCAAACACAUGAUUCCAACACCCGGCGGCUUCGUUCCCCCCAACGGCGAAGCAGAAGCACCCCCCUGCCCAAAUCUCCACUCGCACGUCCACCAUGCAACCCACAAACCCCAUCCAAACCACCUGUCCCCCUUCACGCAAAGCCAAAUCCAAACCCAAUCCCUCCCCCGCCUGAACGACAACCCAAACGACAACAACAACUACGAUGGAGGACCACUCGAACCAUCCUCCUCUAACAACAGCUACACAUCUACAAAGCGCAACUCCCUCUCCCAACUCCUAAACCCAAACACCUAUUCCCGGCCGCGGGCGCACACAGGCCCAGGCUCACAUCCACCAACUCUCCCCGCCUCAACGCCCACGGCCUCGCGCGCAAAUAUGAGCCCCUCAACUCUCCUCCGCAAAACCUCUAUGCGCGCGCAACGUUUCGCGCGCCAGAGCCAGUUCCACCCAGUUUCCCACCACCGCAGUACGAGUAAUAGUAGUGGUGGGGAUUUGGAUCAUGAUUCUGAUGAGGAUCGCUUGGAUUUCUCGCUUGCUAGGGAGCCUGCUGGUGGUGGAUUAAGGGGGAAGAGUGCGAAACUGGGCAAGUUGGUUAUUGAAGAUGAGGGGAUUAAAAUGCUUGAUCUGGUUGUUGCGGCUUGCAUGGCUGUUUGGUGGAGAGGCUUCUCUUUGAUUGAGCGUGUCAUCCUUAGUGCAGGGGCCAUGCUAAUCUUCUCUGUAUAUUUUCAUUUGACCAUAUGCCCCGAAGGGCGAUGUAUGGAUUCGUUCAGUUCAUUAUAA
Molecule: messenger RNA, 2235 nt
Organism: Penicillium crustosum
Lineage: Eukaryota; Fungi; Ascomycota; Eurotiomycetes; Eurotiales; Aspergillaceae
Exons: 5
Coding region: 1-2235 (744 amino acids)
Source: RefSeq, a predicted model, not a curated record